UCCGGCAUAAAUUUCCAUUCUUCUCCACCCGCGCGCUCCCCGUAAUGGAUGAUAUCCGGGCCGCGGAAACAUUGAUUGGAUGGGGAAAUUUGCAUCCGCGCGGAGCCGCGCCAGCCGCUUUAAUUGAAGAGCAGGCUGCCGCUCUGGUACUGCUGACGCUCUGGCAGCCUGUUGAGGAUCUCGCUGAAUAACGUCCCCGGAAAACUCGCAGUUGCGUUACGUAAGGAUUCUUGAGGAGCCGCCACUGUUUUCUCACCUGGUAGCGCUGGAUCAGACUUACCGCCAGACAGGGAGGUAGGUCAGGCCUGUUUGCUGUAACCCUGCUAAAGGUCACCCCUGUAAGCACCAGUUGACCGUCCCACACCCGCGCAGCCCCAGAUGUUGUAGGACGCGGCACGGACAGGACGCACCUCAGGUGGCUGCCGGAAACAACACUCCGGAAAACAACCGUUGGAGAUUGUUGGGUACCCAGCGUUGGAAGCAUCCCUUUACCUGGGACGGGCUGCGUGAGUACUGGAAAUUGACAGGGUAUCCGUUUUUGAGGGGGAAAUCGGGAUUCAGAAUAAAAAACAUCCCUGACGGGUUUUAUUCUUACGGUUGGACACUUUAACGCCAAAACACAAAAGUCACGACCGCGUCACUGGCUGGGAUAACUCUUGAAGGCUCCGAGCAACCGCACCAAACUCGGCCGCCCACAGACCGUCCGAGCCGCGGGAUUUCUGUCCCACGCACCGCGGCAUCACCGCUCGGCUGUGAGUUCACACCGUAGUAGCCGCCCUACUCUGUAGCCUAGCAGAGUCUGCAACUUCUGUUCGGGUCUGCCCGGAUCCAGGCUAGCUGACGAUGACGGAACGCUGCCCAGGAUGGCUGCUUACCGGUCCUGGCUCCUGUCCGUCCUGAUUGCAGCACUUGUGGAAGCCGGACGUGCCGCCGAGUCCGAGGAGAGGCUGGUCGCCAUGCUGUUCAACACGUCCCGCUACAACCCGCUCAUCCGCCCCGCGCGCACCGUCAACGAGGUCAUCACCGUCAACUUCCGGCUCAGCAUCUCACAGCUAAUCAGCGUGAAUGAAAAGGACCAAGUGAUGAAAACGAAUGUAUGGCUAAAUCAGGACUGGAUUGACUACCGUCUCGUCUGGAAUCCCGAGGACUACGACAACAUCGAGAUUAUCCGGGUUCCAUCCGAGAUCACGUGGAAACCAGACCUGGUUCUCUUUAACAAUGCGGAUGGACAGUACGACGUUCAGCUGAAAACCAAGGCUCUCAUCGCUAACACAGGCCAAGUGUAUUGGCUGCCCCCUGCCAUCUACCAGAGUGCAUGCUCCAUCGAGGUGCGUUACUUCCCGUUCGACAGGCAGAACUGCACCAUGAAGUUUGGGUCCUGGACAUACGACUCCUCCGAGGUCAACAUCGAGCUCAUAGACCACGAGGUGGUCAUGGACGACUUCAAACAGAACGGCGAGUGGGACAUCCUGCGGUCCCCUAACAGGAAGGUGGUCAGCGGCUCCGAGAUGUUUGUUAUGUUCGACUUCAUCAUCCAAAGGAAACCCCUGUUCUACACCAUCAACCUGAUCAUCCCGUGUAUUCUCAUCACGUCCCUGUCGGUGCUGGUGUUCUACCUGCCGUCCGACUGUGGGGAGAAGAUCACACUCAGCAUCUCCGUGCUGCUGGCCCUGACUGUGUUCCUGCUGCUGAUCGCCGACAUCAUCCCGCCGACUUCUCUGGACAUCCCGCUCAUCGGUAAAUAUCUCAUGUUCACCAUGAUCUUCGUGACUUUCACCAUCGUCACCACAGUGUACAUACUAAACGUGCACCACCGGUCAGCCAGCACCCACACCAUGCCGCCCUGGGUAAGAACACUCUUCUUGGACAAACUGCCCAAACUCUUGUUCAUGAAGCGGCUGGACCAGAUGAAUGAUGAGGACGGGGAUUCCGAUAAAGGCUGUAAACACCUGAAGGCGUUCGGGCGCGACCCUGUGGACGUGGUGCACAUGAAGCAAAGGAAUGCCAUGUUGUACGAGACACAGUGCCGGAAGUACGCUCUCAAGGUCUCGGACGUUUCCGGGAGUCAGACUCUGUCGGAGAACAUUUCCCUCCAGCUGUCUCCGGAAAUGAGGAGAGCGGUCAGCAACGUCAAGUUUAUCGCGGAAUACUUCAAGAUGCAGGACGCCAAUGACGCGGUGAACGAGGACUGGAAGUACGUUGCCAUGGUGAUAGACCGGAUCUGCCUGUGGCUGUUCUUGUCCGUCUGUGUCAUUGGAACCCUGGGAUUGUUCCUGCAGCCGCUCUUCAUAUCAGACGACGACAUCGUCUGAAAUACAACUGAUGACAGUCGUCCGGCACUCUAGAGCGCACGCGCAGAACGGACACACAUCCCUUGCACAAGUGUGGCUGAGAAUCUGGCAAUGCCAACCGGAAGCAUCCAAAUUGUACAAAAUAAGGCCUGUCCAAACGGAGGCCUCCGAACUGUGUAGAUCCGGUAUUUCCAAACCGAAGCCUGGUAAAACCCGGCAUGUCCAACGGAAAUCCUCCGGGCUGCAUCAGUCAGUCAGUUGAAGUGGCCUGCCGUCCCAAUGGUAAUGACUUUGGGAGCGAAUCCUUACCUUUGCUAGACGUGUCGUGUGGAUGUGGUGAUUAAUUAAUUAGUUGAUCGGUAAGUCCAUGAUCGGUAAAGUUUCGCCGUUGGUUGAAAAAGCUUGCCCUGUAUACCGUUACACUGUCUACCAUCUAGCAAUACUAUAACAACCACAGGGGACCUCUAUUUUCAUUGUACACCAUUUUGGUGACUGUUUUGUACAGAUCGCAGUGUCUAAGCCGAAAUUUCCACCGAGCUGCCCCUCUAGGAGAAUCUGUUUACUGCACUCUUGUGUUAACGUUCUGUCUGCUUUGAGCGUCAUACACGCGAGCUAGGCCCGACACUAUGUGCAGCUGUAAGACUGAUAGGUACUAGUUCUGGACAAAGAGCGGUGAAGAGCGUGGACUUUAUAUGUACAUUGACAGUGUACAAACACAAUGUAACUAAGAACAGAGAAGCGAACCAUAGAUGUGUAUAAUAAGUACAGUUCCGAUUGUUUACCAUGGCUCCUCAUCUUCCUACUUACCAAGGGCUAUUAUGUAAACCUCAGUGAGCGUUUGCCCGACCCGGCUCCCCCCUAAGUCUGUCAUGUAACGUAUUGUAUAGUAACGAUUGUUUUGGAUGAAACAGGCACCAAGAAAUAUUAUGUAAAAUAACCAUCCUGUUGGAUUAAAUGUUGUCUUCUAAAGUAAUGCAUUCGAGUUACCUCUCGUGUCGAAGUCAUGUUUAGAUUGAUUAUAUUCAUUUUAUUGACACAGUUUAAGUUUUAACUUUAACCGAGCAUGAAUCCAUCUGGGUGCUUUUGGAAAGGGAAUGUCACACCAGCCGCAUCUCGCAAAAUUCAAUAAACAAAUUUUCACUGAUGCCUAAAGCAACGUUGUAUUGAUAAUAGAUACCUUUGUGGUGUCCAUUGGUGGCUGCAGCCCAAACAGAAAUACAUAAAAACAUAUCCUUCAGUUAAACUGAUUCUGCAUGUCUACCAUGCAAUAG
Molecule: messenger RNA, 3562 nt
Organism: Branchiostoma floridae (Florida lancelet)
Lineage: Eukaryota; Metazoa; Chordata; Leptocardii; Amphioxiformes; Branchiostomatidae
Product: neuronal acetylcholine receptor subunit beta-4-like
Exons: 6
Coding region: 864-2312 (482 amino acids)
Biological process (GO): signal transduction; nervous system process; chemical synaptic transmission
Cellular component (GO): synapse; neuron projection; postsynaptic membrane
Molecular function (GO): transmembrane signaling receptor activity; acetylcholine-gated monoatomic cation-selective channel activity
Source: RefSeq, a predicted model, not a curated record